Molecule: messenger RNA, 1101 nt
Organism: Anastrepha obliqua
Lineage: Eukaryota; Metazoa; Arthropoda; Insecta; Diptera; Tephritidae
Gene: MrgBP
Product: MRG/MORF4L-binding protein
Exons: 2
Coding region: 139-774 (211 amino acids)
Biological process (GO): regulation of transcription by RNA polymerase II
Cellular component (GO): nucleus; NuA4 histone acetyltransferase complex
Source: RefSeq, a predicted model, not a curated record
AAAAACACGAGUUUGUGUGAGUUUCUCAACUUUUUGCAUAUUCCCCCGGCAUUCAUUUAUCUGCUUCAAGAACAUUGAUCAUUUGCAUUAAAAACGUGUUAUUGUGAAAAAUUGUGAAAUCUUUAUAGAUUUUUCGACAUGACUGUUUCGCGGGAAAAGGCAUCAAUUUCGGUGGUGCCUCCCAGCGAAAGUGAACAAAUCGAAUGGUCGGCCGAGGAAGAAAUUCAAUUAUUUUUCGCUUUGGAAGGUUUAAAACCUGUAGGCAUAAAUAAGCAUUUUUACAUGGCUUGCAUUGCUGAUCGGCUUUCAAAGAAUUUGCAACGUGAUGUGCCAGCAGAGGCAAUAUGGGCACAUUUGCGCACAAUGUACAAUUUAGAUGUUUUGGAUGAAUUGGAACCGCUGCCGUUUCCCAAUGAGGAAAAAGAAUUCUCACUGCCGGAGACUGAGUUCUCCGCACUGCUGUCAAAAAAACGUGCUGAGAGCGAAGAGAAACAACGGCUUAGCAGCGUAGAUUCUACUGGUGGUCCGCCAUCUAUUAUCGCCGUUGCUACUGAUAAUACCACAAAGAGCGUUAGUGGAGAAAAAUUGUCUGCACAUAAAGCUAGUUCAAGCAGCCACCAUUCUAAGGAGAUGGAUAAAAAGAUAGCAACAAAACUAGCCGAUAUUCCGAAACGUACACCAAAGCGUACGCGUGGUUCGAUGUCAUUAGAAUCAAAUAGUAGUCCAUCCACAACACCGCCCCCAGUGCAAAGCAAUAAGAGGCGGCGUAUUUAAAUACCAAAACAAAAAAUUAUAAAUAACUUGUAAGCAUCGUUAAUCAAAAGCUGUGUCGUUGAUUCACAAUACCCAUUAGAAUACCACUGGACAAAACCAGUGUCAUCGUUAGAAUUUAUAAUUAUAUUUACACGCAUAUGCACAUACAUAUGUUUAAAUAUAUAUGUAACUAAGUUUUCUCUGUGUAUAGUUCCUAAGUUCACCCAUACAUACAUAAUGUUAAUUUAAUUUUAUCACAGAUUGAUGUCUCCAUUUAAAAACCAAUAUGUAAUGUGAAAACAAAAUAUAUACAUAAGCAUAAGAUAAUAAACCACAUGUGAAAAUUUA